AUGAACAGCCAGAAUCUCCACGGCCACGGUGGCGGCGCGCCGUACGAUCGGGAGCGCGAAAUGGACGAACGACAUCGCGCCAUUCAACAGCACGAAGAGAUGGCUCGCCGCGACCAAGAACGGGAGAGAGAGCGCGAACGAGAACGAGAGAGCGACCGUUACCCUCCGGCACCGCACCAAAGCAGCGCGGGUUCUAUCCCCAUUCACCAGCCGGUGGCCUCGCGGAUCUCCGGUGCCAUCCACAGCCCCGGAGGACUGCUCGCAAAUCAUAAUGGCAACGCGCCUCCCAUCUCCCUCGGCGCUCCGUCGGGGCCUUUGGGCACCUUUGGCGGACCUUUGCAGAAUGAGCACGGGCGGCCGAUCCAGCACGGCGGGCCGGGCGGUGCCAACGGGCAACACCAGAUGUUUCCAUCGAUCUCUCACACACAACCUCCUCCCAAUAACUCACAGGCGGCGCCAGGCGGUGGGAUAUUCGGCGGGCCUCUGCAGCCCCAGCAUCCACAAGAUGGAGGCCGGGGAGGUCAACAGAAUGCCGCCAUGGUUGGUGUGGCUCCUGGCGGGCACCAAAUGCCGGGUGGCAUCACACAGGGCCAACAGCCUAUUUUAAAUGUGAGUCAAGGGGAUUUUUAUUUCUUUCCAUCUUGCCGGUCGUUUCUCGAUUUUCCAGCUGGGGCACGAGAAGUGGUCACAGCAUUUGUUGGUGGUGGUGAACGUCUAAUCCUGGCCUGUCGCGAUGACACCAAGCUUUGGGGUUUCUAUCAUCACUUUCAUGAUGCCCUUACCUACCUUGAUCAAGUCAAGGUGCAGUUCCACGACCAACCCGAUGUCUACAACCGCUUUUUGGACAUUAUGAAAGACUUCAAGAGCCAGGCGAUUGAUACACCCGGGGUUAUCAACCGGGUCUCUGAAUUAUUUGCAGGGCACCCAAAUCUGAUCCAAGGAUUCAAUACCUUCCUCCCUCCUGGGUACCGAAUAGAAUGUGGAGCCGGCAACGAUCCGAAUACCAUUCGAGUCACUACUCCCAUGGGAACCACAGUCCAGUCCAUCGCUGGGCGAGGCCCUCAGCCUGACGGCCAUGGACUUGCUGUUGGUGGCCAGCCCUUGUUCCCCGAACGUGGAAGCCAAUGGCAACAACGGCCUCAGCAUAGUAUUGAGAGCCCAGAAGCUGCCUUUAGUACUCCGGUCCAGAAUGGUGCCAAUUUGUUCGUCCAAGCUGCGACUCAAGGUGGCGCAUUCGAUGGCCCAGGGGGUCACCAACAGCGCAACCCCCCUCAAAUGCCAGGAAGUGCUGGGCCGCCUGGCGGACCAAAUGCAAGGAAUGCUCACACGCCUAUGCCUACUUCUGGUCCAGGCGCAGUCAACGGCGGGGCUGCUAAUCCGGCAAACAUGGAACGCCGGGGCCCUGUUGAAUUUAAUCAUGCCAUCAGUUAUGUCAACAAGAUUAAAAAUCGCUUUCAGGAUAAGCCAGAGAUAUACAAACAGUUCCUCGAAAUCCUUCAGACUUACCAGAGGGAGCAAAAACCGAUCCAAGAUGUGUAUGCCCAAGUGACGACCCUCUUCAACUCAGCACCGGAUCUCCUAGAGGACUUUAAGCAGUUCUUGCCAGAGUCUGCUGGCCAGGCUCGGGCACCUCCUGGUCGUCCGGACGACGGCGCCGUUGCUGGAUCUAGUCACACGCCUCAGCCUGGCAUGAGGGAUGGACAGAAGAUGCCCCCCUUGGGAAGCUUUCCGCCGCCUGUCAGUGCUGGCAAAGACAACAAGAAGCGGCCGCGGACUGAUAAGCAAACCCCAACUCCCGGCUCAAUUCUUACUGAACCCCCGGUUUCAACUCGUCUGCCUCCUCAAACCAUCAACGGCAGCAAGCGACCGAAGCUCAGCCACGCGAGAGGGAGCGGGGAUGGCAUCUCCAUUGAACCCACCCUUACGCCGGUCAUGCCUGAGCCUUACCCCCCUCGUUCUCCUGCAACCUCAAACCAGGAAGAGAUUGCUUUCUUCGAGCGGGUUAAGAAGUUCCUUAGCAAUCGGUCUUCGAUGAACGAAUUCCUGAAACUUUGCAACCUGUUUAGCCAGAAUAUUAUUGAUAAGAAUACUCUUUAUCACAAAGGUGCUCUCUUUAUUGGCGCCAGCCCAGAUUUGAUGGCGUUCUGGAAGGCGUUUGUUGGCGUCGACUCCCAAGAUGUGGUCAUCGACAAUAGGCCCGCACCGCCUCUUGAAAAGGUGUCCCUGAGCAACUGCCGGGGCUAUGGACCCAGCUAUAGACUUCUGCCAAAGAGGGAGCGUCUUAAGCCUUGCAGCGGCCGUGAUGAGCUUUGCAACUCUGUCCUGAAUGACGAAUGGGCGUCACAUCCAACCUGGGCUAGUGAAGAUUCGGGCUUUGUCGCUCACCGUAAAAAUCAGUUUGAAGAGGGCCUUCAUCGCAUCGAAGAGGAGCGCCAUGACUACGAUUUCAAUAUUGAAGCAAAUCUGAAGUGUAUCCAGCUCCUCGAGCCUAUUGCUCAACAGAUGCUUGCAAUGUCCCCCAGCGAAAGGGAGGCAUUCCACAUGCCUUCUGCUCUUGCUGGCCAAAGCACUUCCAUUUUUAAGCGCAUCUGCAAGAAGAUUUACGGAGAACGUGGCAUUGAUGUCGUCAAUGACAUGUAUACCAACCCAUUCGACGUAAUCCCCGUGCUUCUGGCUCGUAUGAAGCAAAAGGACGAAGAAUGGCGCUUUUCGCAGCGAGAGUGGGAAAAGGUGUGGCAUGCUCAAACGCACAACAUGCACCUCAAGAGUCUGGACCACAUGGGUAUCCUGGUCAAAUCAACAGACAAGAGGAACCUGACGGCAAAGCAUCUGGUAGAUGUUAUCAAGACCAAGCAUGAGGAACAACGUCGCGAGCGCAUUCUUAAGGGCAAAGCUCCUCGCCACCAGUUUGUUUGGGAUUUCAAGGAUAAGGAGGUUGUUCUCGACCUCUUGCGCCUAAUGAUGCUGUAUAGCAUGCACAAUGGACAGCACAGCGGCCAAGAGAAGGAGCGUAUCCUGGACUUCUUUGAGACGUUCAUCCCUGCUUUCUUUGAUCUCCCCGAAGAGGUGGUCCAAGAGAGAGUUCCAAAGAUGCAGCCUGAAUCUGGCGAAGAAGAGAUUGAAGACCAGACGCCCGCCGAGCUGACCAAUGGCCGUAGUCGCCGCAAUGGAAAGAAGGGUGAUCUCCUUAGGGGGGUUCUUGACCCUGGCCGAAACGGCAGCAAGCCACGGAACCAGAAAGAGGACAGCGCGGCUUCUGGCAGCAAGGAGACGACUCCUGAGGUCGGAUCUGCCAAUGAAGAAGAGAUGGCUGAUGCUAACGACGACUCUGCCGUCCCCGAGGUGUCUAAUGAGCGAUGGAUGCCCAGCAUCCCUAAGCCAGUCGUAGUCGGAGACAACGAUAAUGCGUUCCUGGACGCCGAUGGCGAGCUCAAAGCUGAUGGCUUCUUCACUCGUCCGUGGUACAACUUUUUCUGCAACCAAACCAUGUUUGUUUUCUUCAGCAUCUUCCAGACGCUGUACUCGCGACUCCUGGAUAUCAAAGACAGCAAGGAGGCAGUUGCAGUUGAGAUUUACCGCCUCAACAAGCCUAAGCCCGCCAGAGACCUCGGAUUCACUGAGAAUCACAUGACAUUCUUCGAGCCCAACGAAGAGCCUGCCAAGUUUUGGCCCAAGACCCUUGAGCUUAUCGAGGACUACAUUACUGGCGAGAUUGACGAGAACCGAUACCAGGAUGUCAUGAGACACUAUUACUUGAAGAACGGCUGGAAGCUGUAUACUAUUCAAGAUCUGCUCAAGACUCUUUGCCGUCUGGCUCUGACCUGCAAAAGCCUUGACUCGAAGGAGAAGACGCCGGAUCUUAUUCAGCAGUACAUUGCCAACCGAGAAAGAGAAGAAACGAGCUACCAGACUGAAAUCAGCGCGAGGAAAUUCGCUGAGAAAUGUGUCAAGGAUGGCGAUCUAUUUGUUAUCUGCUGGUUCCCUCAGAAAUCAGAAGCUACGAUUCGAUGGCUCCAGCGAGAUGAGACGACGUUCUAUAUGGAUGAAAUGCGUCUGCGUGAGAGGUGGCAAUAUUACAUCUCUUCCUUCAUUCGAGUGGAGCCUACCGAAGGUGUUCCUCGAUCAAAGCUGCAGAAGGUCGUUCUCACUCGCAACCUGCCCUCCGGAGACUCCGACUCGGACGAGGAUUCCAUUCCCAAACCGGUGUCGUACAAGGAGAACCUCACUGUCAGCAUCUGUCUCAAGAGUUCCAAGAUGAUAUGGGCACCUGGUACUUCCGAGUACUUUAUUUAUGACCAAGCGCCAAAGUCCAAGGAGCAACGCGAGCGGCGCGAGAAGUUCACCAAGACGCUGAGCAACUUUCGCGAGCUGAAGCUUCUUGAGAAGAUGGUGCACAACCCAGUGUGGGCCAAGGAUAUGAGCCCCGAGGAAGUCCAAGAGCAGAACAAGAACUUCCGCAAGUGGAUGGACGAGGGAAUCUCUCCAGCUGUUUCUAAUGAAGAUGUGGAUAUGGAUUAG
This is a messenger RNA of Trichoderma virens Gv29-8, 4518 nucleotides long. RefSeq lists its product as uncharacterized. Gene Ontology annotation, biological process: negative regulation of transcription by RNA polymerase II. Gene Ontology annotation, molecular function: transcription corepressor activity. The transcript is spliced from 7 exons. The coding region runs from base 1 to 4518 and encodes 1505 amino acids. Lineage: Eukaryota; Fungi; Ascomycota; Sordariomycetes; Hypocreales; Hypocreaceae. Gene Ontology annotation, cellular component: Sin3-type complex; chromatin. The record is from RefSeq and is a predicted model, not a curated record.